Molecule: messenger RNA, 1881 nt
Organism: Pungitius pungitius (ninespine stickleback)
Lineage: Eukaryota; Metazoa; Chordata; Actinopteri; Perciformes; Gasterosteidae
Gene: mvda
Product: mevalonate (diphospho) decarboxylase a
Exons: 9
Coding region: 116-1393 (425 amino acids)
Biological process (GO): isopentenyl diphosphate biosynthetic process, mevalonate pathway; isoprenoid biosynthetic process
Cellular component (GO): cytosol
Molecular function (GO): diphosphomevalonate decarboxylase activity; ATP binding
Source: RefSeq, a predicted model, not a curated record
GGAAAGGCUAUACUAGUAAGGCUAUGCGUUAGCUUAACAGUAACUACUGAACAGCAGUGUUUAGAGGUAACGUCAUACAUUUUUAUUAUAGAAACGAGUUAUACAUUAGGAAAGUAUGGAGAAGCCAAAAACAGUUACAUGUACCGCGCCUGUGAACAUAGCUGUCAUUAAAUACUGGGGGAAGCGAAAUGAAGAAUUAAUUCUACCCAUUAACUCAUCCCUGAGCGUCACAUUGCAUCAAGACCAGCUGAAAACUACCACAACAGUGGCAACCAGCAGGUCAUUUCAGGAAGAUCGAAUAUGGCUAAAUGGCAAAGAGGAGGACAUAACCCAUCCUCGGCUACAGUCGUGUCUGAGAGAAAGUGAGUCCUGGCUUUUAGUUCCUCUUAAAAAAAUCUACAGAAACAACAAGCCAACCUGUCAUUUUUUCUGUGUUCUGUAUUUAGUUCGACGACUUGCAAGGAAGAGAAGUAAGGACGGGGACCCUGCUUCGGAUUCGAUGAAAUUGUCUCACAAAGUCCACAUCUGCUCUGUUAACGACUUCCCCACCGCCGCCGGCCUCGCCUCCUCCGCUGCAGGAUUUGCUUGUCUAGUUUACACUCUCGCCCAGGUGUUUGGCGUGGAGGGGGAGUUGUCUGAGAUUGCUCGGCAAGGCUCCGGGAGCGCAUGCCGAAGUAUGUAUGGAGGUUUUGUCCAGUGGAUCAUGGGCGAGGAAGACGAUGGCAAGGAUAGUCUGGCCCAGCAGGUGGCACCAGAGACUCAUUGGCCUGAGCUCAGAGUCCUCGUAUUAGUGGCCAGUGCGGAGAGGAAGCCAGUGGGCAGCACCUCUGGGAUGCAAACCAGUGUACAAACAAGCCGUCUCCUAAAGCACCGAGCCGAGUCUGUGGUCCCAGGCCGGAUGGUGGAGAUGAUUGAAGCCGUGCAAAGAAGGGACUUUGCUGCUUUUGCCGAACUAACGAUGAAGGACAGUAACCAGUUCCACGCAACCUGCCUUGACACAUACCCACCCAUCUUUUACCUCAACAGUGUGUCUCAACAAGUUAUCAAUUUGGUGCAUCGGUAUAACGGACACUACAAGGAGACAAGGUUGGCCUACACUUUUGACGCGGGACCCAACGCUGUGAUCUACACGCUACAGCAGCAUGUUCCUGAGUUUGUUCAGGCAGUUCAACAUUUCUUCCCCCCAGAGACCAAUGGAGGAGAGUUCAUAAAGGGUCUUCCCAUUGAGCACGUGGCUCUUCCUGAGGAGCUGAGACAGGCUAUUGGUCUAGAGCCCUUAGCAAAGGGAAUAAGCUACAUUAUUAGUACCAAGGUUGGACCAGGCCCUUGUGUUCUGGAGGAUCCCACUCAGCAUCUCCUUGGAUCUGACGGGUGGCCUAAGAAAACUUUGUGAUUCAAGUUCCACUGAAUAAAAAUGAGGGCAACACAGCAGCGAGAUAACUAUAAAAUUUGCAUUUAUUUAGGUUUUUACAAAUCACUGAGACACCACGGCUUCAUUACUAUUGUGGGUGCUAAUACGUCUUUCUUGAUUAUCAAGCUUUACUGGUGCACCGGUCCUUAUCUCUAAAUUAAGUAGAUAUUGUUUUAGAGGUGUUCGACUCACUGGUUCGGUUGUAGGGAUGAGCAUGUGACUUUGUUUGUCAAUACAUGGACACGCUAGCAUUGCUCACGGGUUUAACACACUGCACCAUAAAUGCAGCUCCAUACUGCAGCUGGUCUUGGGCUCUAUUCUACCUGAGACAAGGCUUGUGCCUACAAUCCAUUUCAUUUCGCUUUUAAUUUAAUUUUCCCCUUGUAAAAAUAUAAUUUCAGGCCUGCAGUACGUACUUAACUUUUGAUAAUUGUAUUCUGUAACACUAAAUAAAACAUAUUGUUAUUGUC